AUGCUCCGCCCUCUCGGGCGCCGGUCGUGGACGUGCCGCAAAUGUCUUUCACGACGACAAUUACGAGCCUUCGAAACCGCCGCGUCGCAAGCCCCCAGACUUAACGCCGACUACGUUCCAGCAGAUAAUCGCACUCCGAGAAAGAAUGUCGACGAUGAGACUUUACGCCGUGUGUUCGACUCGCAGCAGUUCUGGAAGGAGUUCUCAUACAAGCGCAGCACAGCUUCCAAGCGGGCAGGGUUGGUUCAGAACCAAUACUUGACAAGUCCAGAUGGCUUCCGCACAUUUGCCAAUGUCUCGCUGCAGAAAUGCCAGGCGAUUGUGGCGAAGGUUUUGCAAGCGUCUACUUUGGACGAAUAUCGGGCCUUGGCACGGAAUCUUGAUCGGCUAAGCGACCUUUUGUGUCGUGUGAUCGACCUUUCAGACUUCAUUCGAACGAUCCAUUCCGAUCCCCGGAUCCAAGAAGCAGCGACGCAGGCGUACGCGCUCAUGUUCGAGUACAUGAAUGUUCUUAACACGACUACAGGUCUUCAUGACCAGUUGAGAAAGGCUAUCGCGAAUCCUGAGGUGACUUCGCACUGGACCGAGGCGGAGACAAUCGUGGCACAGAUUCUCAUGAAGGAUUUCACAAACUCGGCCAUUCAUAUGCCGCCGAGCGAAAGGCAGAGAUUCGUGAAUCUGUCUAAUGAUAUCAGCCAGGUCGGCUCAGAUUUCUUUGGUGGCGCGGAGCCAGCCAAGUCUCAGGUGGUUUUCAAUGCGAAUAGCCUCCAAGGGUUGGACCCGUUGAUGGUCCAGCGGAUUAAGAAGUGGAAUAAUAAGGCCCCAGUGCCAACUGCGGGGAUAGUCCCUCGGCUUGUGCUACGAUCUGUACGAGAUGAGUCCGUUCGGAAGGAAGUAUAUCUCGCGACUCGAACGUCCAGCUCUCGCCAAAUUCACCGAUUGGAGAAACUUUUGAUGAAGAGAUCCGAGCUGGCACAACUCUCGGGUUACAACAGCUUCGCCGAUAUGACUCUGAGCGAUAAGAUGGCCAAGACACCCGAGGCAGUCUCUAACUUCCUGACGUCACUGAUCUCGAGCAACCGAGGGCUUGUUAGCGAAGAGCUGUCUCAGUUGCAGCAAAUGAAGGGCAGCUCGCUGCAGCCAUGGGAUCAUGCUUAUUAUGUCCACAAGCGUGUGAUGGAGUACUCUCAGGCCCGCCGCUCGCGUGAGUUGAGCGCCGUCCCGGAGUUCUUCUCUCUAGGCACAGUCAUCCAAGGUCUGUCCCGACUCUUCGAUCGCCUCUACGGUGUCCGGCUGGUACCUCAGGAGGCAGCUCCUGGGGAGACCUGGCAUCCAGAUGUCCGCCGGUUGGAUGUGGUCAACGAGGCCGAGCAGCAUAUUGCAGUUGUUUACUGUGAUUUGUUCUCUCGACCGGGCAAGCACCCGAACCCUGCCCAUUUUACCCUGCGCUGUUCGCGUGAGAUAUUAGCCGAUGAGGUUGCGGAAUGCGCUUCGAUGGAUCAGUCUGUUCACCCGAAUGAUGGAAUGGCCACUGCAGUUGACCCGCAGACGAACACUCUGCGCCAACUGCCGACCAUUGCUCUCGUGUGCGAUUUCCAGGAACCCGUCACAAAUGGAUCUGGUCGGCCGACACUUCUGAGUGAGCAAAGCGUGCGCACCCUCUUCCACGAGAUGGGUCACGCUGUUCAUUCGAUUCUGGGCCAGACUCCCCUCCAGUCAAUUUCCGGCACUCGAUGCUCGACCGACUUUGCCGAGCUUCCUUCCGUGCUGAUGGAGAGCUUUGCUACUGCACCGGAAGUUCUUUCGCUCUACGCUCGGCACUGGAAGACCAAUGAGCCUCUGUCAGAGAGCAUGAUGCGUAGCAUGGAACAAGACCGCAAUGCCCAUGGAUCGAUCUACGGAGCCGUUGAGAAUGAAGCGCAGAUUCUCAUGGCUCUAGUCGACCAGGCUUACCACUCGACCCCCUGUGAUCAGGCAGCUAAGGGCAUUGAUACUACCGAUAUCUACCACAAGGUGUUCAAUCAGUAUUCCAGCCUGCCUGACCCGGAUGAUAUCCGGCCCCGAACUUCCUGGCAAGGCUUUUUCGGCCACUUGUACGGCUAUGGUGCUACAUACUACAGCUAUAUCUUCGAUCGGGCGAUCGCCAACAAGAUCUGGCAGGAUGUCUUCCUAUCUGGAAGAGCUGCCGUCGAUCGCGCCGCAGGCGAACGAUAUAAGAACGAGGUCCUCCGCUGGGGAGGUGGCCGCACAGGCUGGCAGUGCGUUGCGGGCGUGUUGGGCGAGGAUAACCCCUCCAAUGCCAACGGCCGAUUGGUCGAAGGCCGUGACGAAGCCAUGCGUGAGGUUGGCCGCUGGGGCCUCGGGAGAGACGGGUUGUCUGGCUGA
Molecule: messenger RNA, 2385 nt
Organism: Penicillium daleae
Lineage: Eukaryota; Fungi; Ascomycota; Eurotiomycetes; Eurotiales; Aspergillaceae
Product: mitochondrial intermediate peptidase
Exons: 1
Coding region: 1-2385 (794 amino acids)
Biological process (GO): peptide metabolic process
Cellular component (GO): mitochondrion
Molecular function (GO): metalloendopeptidase activity
Source: RefSeq, a predicted model, not a curated record